Molecule: messenger RNA, 5211 nt
Organism: Equus caballus (horse)
Lineage: Eukaryota; Metazoa; Chordata; Mammalia; Perissodactyla; Equidae
Gene: CLIP2
Product: CAP-Gly domain containing linker protein 2
Biological process (GO): cytoplasmic microtubule organization
Cellular component (GO): microtubule plus-end; cell cortex; nucleus
Molecular function (GO): microtubule plus-end binding
Source: RefSeq, a predicted model, not a curated record
UCAGCAUCUCCUGCCUUCCCGCCGCUGGCCGCCCGGGCGGCGCGAGCCCGGCCGGAGUGCGAGCUGAGCCCGCGCGCCAGGAGGGGCUCCCGGUGGGCGGCGGCGAGCAUCCUCCCUGGCGGCGCCCCGGCCCGGAGCGCAGGAGGCCGGCGCGGGCCGCCCGCCGCCCGCCCGUUGCUGGAGGGGCGAAGGUGAGUGACGAUGGCGGAGAGGACGUGACCUGCACAGACCGUCAUCCACCCACAGAGUGGCACCGCCAUGCAGAAGCCCAGCGGCCUGAAGCCCCCCGGCCGCGGGGGGAAGCACUCGAGUCCCAUGGGCCGGACAUCCACCGGGUCUCCCUCGGCCUCUGCUGCAGCGGCGGCCACGGGCUCCAAGGAAGGCUCCCCCCUGCACAAGCAGGCCUCGGGCCCCCCUGCCGCCACCACUGCCCCCGAGAAGCCCGGCGUGAAGGCAGCCGAGGUGGGCGAUGACUUCCUGGGGGACUUCGUGGUGGGCGAGCGCGUGUGGGUGAACGGCGUGAAGCCGGGCGUGGUGCAGUACCUCGGCGAGACACAGUUCGCGCCGGGCCAGUGGGCCGGUGUGGUGCUGGACGAGCCGGUGGGCAAAAAUGAUGGCGCCGUGGGCGGCGUGCGCUACUUCGAGUGCCCAGCCCUGCAGGGCAUCUUCACGCGGCCCUCCAAGCUGACCCGGCAGCCCGCGGCCGAGGGCUCAGGUAGCGAUGCCCACUCGGUGGAGUCGCUGACCGCCCAGAACCUGUCGCUGCACUCGGGCACGGCCACACCACCACUCAGCAGCCGCGUGAUCCCCCUGCGGGAGAGCGUCCUCAACAGCUCCGUCAAGACCGGCAACGAGUCGGGCUCCAACCUCUCCGACAGUGGCUCUGUGAAGCGUGGCGACAAGGACCUGCGCCUGGGAGACCGCGUGCUGGUUGGCGGGACGAAGACUGGUGUGGUGCGGUACGUGGGGGAGACAGACUUUGCCAAGGGCGAGUGGUGUGGCGUGGAGCUGGACGAGCCCCUUGGGAAGAACGAUGGGGCGGUGGCGGGCACCAGAUACUUCCAGUGCCCACCCAAGUUUGGUCUCUUCGCGCCCAUCCAUAAGGUGAUCCGCAUCGGCUUCCCAUCCACCAGCCCAGCCAAGGCCAAGAAGACCAAGCGCAUGGCCAUGGGCGUCUCAGCGCUGACCCACAGCCCCAGCAGCUCCUCCAUCAGCUCCGUCAGCUCCGUGGCCUCCUCCGUCGGGGGCCGGCCCAGCCGCAGCGGACUGCUCACGGAGACCUCCUCGCGCUACGCCCGCAAGAUCUCAGGCACGACGGCCCUGCAAGAGGCGCUGAAGGAGAAGCAGCAGCACAUCGAGCAGCUGCUGGCCGAGCGGGACCUGGAGCGGGCCGAGGUGGCCAAGGCCACGAGCCACAUCUGCGAGGUGGAGAAGGAGAUCGCCCUGCUCAAGGCACAGCACGAGCAGUAUGUUGCAGAAGCAGAGGAGAAGCUGCAGCGGGCCCGGCUGCUGGUGGAGAGCGUGCGGAAGGAGAAGGUGGACCUGUCCAACCAGCUGGAGGAGGAGAGGAGGAAGGUGGAGGACCUGCAGUUCCGUGUGGAGGAGGAGUCCAUCACCAAGGGCGACCUGGAGACCCAGACGCAGCUGGAGCACGCGCGCAUUGGGGAGCUGGAGCAGAGCCUGCUACUGGAGAAGGCGCAGGCCGAGCGGCUGCUCCGGGAAUUAGCCGACAACAGGCUGACCACAGUGGCCGAGAAGUCACGAGUGCUGCAGCUGGAGGAGGAACUGAGCCUGCGGCGGGGUGAGAUCGAGGAGCUGCAGCACUGUCUCCUGCACUCUGGCCCGCCACCCCCUGACCACCCCGAGGCCGCCGAGACGCUUCGGCUGCGCGAGCGGCUGCUGUCGGCCAGCAAGGAGCACCAGAGGGAGAGCGGCAUGCUGCGGGACAAGUACGAGAAGGCCCUGAGGGCCUACCAGGCCGAGGUGGAGAAGCUCCGGGCGGCCAACGAGAAGUAUGCGCAGGAGGUAGUGGACCUCAAGGCCAAGGUCCAGCAGGCCACCAGCGAGAACAUGGGGCUCAUGGACAACUGGAAGUCCAAGCUGGACUCGCUGGCCUCGGACCACCAGAAGUCCCUGGAGGACCUCAAGGCCACCCUGAACUCCGGCCCAGGCGCCCAGCAGAAGGAGAUCGGGGAGCUGAAGGCCGUGAUGGAGGGCAUCAAGAUGGAGCACCAGCUGGAGCUAGGCAACCUGCGGGCCAAGCACGACAUCGAGACCGCCAUGCAUGUGAAGGAGAAGGAGGGCCUGCGUCAGAAGCUGCAGGAGGCCCAGGAGGAGCUGGCCGGGCUGCGGCAGCACUGGCAGGCCCAGCUGGAGGUGCAGGCCAGCCAGCACCGGCUGGAGCUGCAGGAGGCCCAGGAUCAGCGCCGCGACGCCGAGCUGCGGGUGCACGAGCUGGAGAAGCUAGACCUGGAGUACCGGGGCCAGGCACAGGCCAUCGAGUUCCUCAAGGAGCAGAUCUCCCUGGCCGAGAAGAAGAUGCUGGACUACGAGGUGCUGCAGCGGUCGGAGGCCCAGAGCAAGCAGGAGGCCGAGAGGCUGCGCGAGAAGCUUCUGGUUGCCGAAAACAGACUCCAGGCUGUGGAGUCCCUGUGCUCGUCCCAGCACACCAACAUGAUUGAGUCGAACGACAUCUCAGGGGAGAAGAUGAGGAUGAAGGAGACUGUGGAGGGCCUGCAGGACAAGCUGAACAAGAGGGACAAAGAGGUGACAGCCUUGACGUCCCAGACCGAGAUGCUCAGGGCCCAAGUAAGUGCAUUGGAGAGCAGGUGCAAGUCGGGAGAGAAGAAGGCAGACACCCUCCAGAAGGAGAAGCGGCGCCUGGAGGCCGAGCUGGAGGCCGUGUCCCGGAAGACCCACGAUGCCUCGGGCCAGCUGGUCCUCAUCAGCCAGGAGCUGCUCAGGAAGGAGCGGAGCCUGAACGAGCUGCGAGUGUUGCUGCUGGAGGCCAGUCGCCGCUCCCCGGGGCCGGAGAGGGACCUGAGCCGCGAGGUCCACAAGGCUGAGUGGCGGAUCAAGGAGCAGAAACUCAAGGACGACAUCCGGGGCCUGCGUGAAAAGCUGACCGGGCUGGACAAGGAGAAGGCCCAGGCGGAGCAGAGGCGCUACUCCCUCCUGGACCCGGCCUCGGCGCCCGAGCUCCUGCGGCUGCAGCAGCAGCUGGCGAGCACGGAGGACGCGCUGCGGGCCGCUCUGGAGCAGGCGCAGCAGGUGGACAGGCUCGUGGAGGCCAUGAGGGGCAGCCCCGACAGGUGCCAGGCCCCGGGCAGUGCCGGCUCUGCGAACGGCGUGCACCAGCCAGACAAGGCCCACAGGCAGGAGGACAAGCACUGACCCUGAGGGACACCGUGGAGCAGCCCAGUCCACACCAGAGCCCCUCUGGCCUGCCCCGGCGGCGCCCCAUCCAGGCAGGGGCCAGGACUGUCACUUUGGAGACAAGAACAGUGUUUGUAACGAUAACGUCCCCCACCGCCGCGGACAAUCCCUGCCCCUCAACCCCCCUGCCGGACCAGGAGGCUUCCUUAAGCGCGACCUUCCACAGAGAGCGGUACAGGCCAACCUGGCCCCGGGACCUCCAGCCUGGACGCCCUGGCAGUUUCUGGACUUUGUUUGGGGGAGCUGAGGCGAUCUAGCCAGGCCCCCUCCCCAGAAGGAGCUCCCUGAGGACCAUCUUGGCCCUGGGCACAUCCUUGCUCUCCCUCCUUCCUCUCCUCAUCCCAGGUCCCCCUCAGACCCUGGGGAGCUGUUGUCCUGCAACAGGGUCAGAGGAGGCCCAGCUUCUCUUUGCAGGCACUGAGGAGGGGAGUCCAGUCCUGAGGAGCUGGGGGACCCCUUUUCCUGCAGCCACCUCCAGGCCAAGGCAGUCCCCAGGGCGUCUCGUCCCCACACACCGGACCUCCUUCAGACGUGGUACAAGUUCCCCUCGGUGAGGCCCAGCUUCAGGGUGCGGGGGUCAUGGUCCUCCCCGCCAGCACACACUGACUCAGCCCGAGCUGCUGGUGGGCGGUCACUGAGGCCGGUGCCGCGGUGUUAGGGAACCCGGAAGCCCUGGCCCCCGCCGACCUGCUGGAGCCACAGCCAGGCCUGGGACGGCUUUGACUGGUCAGGAAUGUGGUGUCCCCUGUGUUGACCAGAUGUUCCGUGGCUCAGCCUCCCACCUGCAGGUGUGCCAGGGGCUCUGAUGUGUUCACCCGCUGACCUUGGCGCACGCACACUCGGGGUACGUGUGCACAUGUGGCUGUGUGGGCGGGGCAUCUUCACUCAGCCAUGCUCGGGCCACACACACUUGGGUUCCAGGACAGAGCCUCAGGCCUGGCGGGGCCAUGCCCACACACCCCGCAGAUGUUCUUGCAACCAGCUGUGAACAUACACACCCAGGUACAUGGGGGUGAGCGUUCAGGGAUGUGUGUGCCACGCACACGCGCCAGAACACACGAGUACCCACAGCCCCUUUCUAAUCUCAUCAUGUCCCACCUCUAGAGCCGGGGCCCGCAGGCCCUGCCUUGUGCUGUAGUAUCGCCCCAGGGGGCCUGCCCCUCCUCUCCAGCUCAGGGAGGGUCUUCACCCUCCCCCCGGGGCCAGAGGGGCGUCCGAUGCCCCCCAUGGUGUGCCGCAGUGUGCCAGGACCGAAGUGUGCCUGGGCGGGCAUAUGGCUCGUGCCCUGGGAGCAGCCCAGGGAGCCUCUGACGUGCCAGGUACAGGCGGGCAGGGGUCACGUCCUUGCCCAAGUACAGCCCAUCCUGGGGGCAGCCAGUUAGUCCCACCAGCCCCCUCCUCCCGCCCCCCAUUGGCUUUCGGCAGCUCUCGCAUGCGGUUUUAUUAACAACAGUCUAGAAGCGAUGCUUUAGUGGCCUAACCCAGAGUCAGAUACUACUCUUUCCAGCAAAAUCAGGCAGCUCGCCCCGCCCACAGGAGGCGCUGACUAGUCUACUAACAGCCACAGGCCCACAGGGAGAGGCUGAGUCUGGCGCCACUGGCAGGUGGCAGGUGGCAGAGAAGUGAGUUCCCUGUGAGCAUCUCCGCCUGUGCAGUCUGGGCUCAGCCAUACCCUGCCCCAGGUCCUCCCCGCACCCUUCCCCUCCCCAAAGUGGAAUUGUUGAAGUGUGGCGAGUCCGUGCUCGAGACAAUAAAGCUUGUGACUGAGGUCCAGGA